Cinclus cinclus is the source of this 856-nucleotide messenger RNA. It is a transcript of the gene PRADC1, whose product is annotated as protease associated domain containing 1. The coding region runs from base 1 to 558 and encodes 185 amino acids. The transcript has 5 exons. Lineage: Eukaryota; Metazoa; Chordata; Aves; Passeriformes; Cinclidae. The record is from RefSeq and is a predicted model, not a curated record.
AUGCUGCUCUGGCUCUGGCUCUGGCUCUGGCUCUGCGUCUGCUGCUGCCCGGGCCGCGGUUUGCGCAUCCAUGAAUAUUUGUACUUCCAAGUGCUGAGCCCCGGAGACAUCCGCUACAUCUUCACUGCCACCCCAGCCAAGGAUUUUGGUGGCGUGUUUAACACAAGGUACGACCAGAUCCACCUGGUGCCUGCGGAUCCCCCGGAGGCCUGUGGAGAGCUGAACAAUGGGGUCUUCAUCCAGGACCAGAUCGCCUUGGUGGAGAGAGGGGGCUGCUCCUUCCUGUCCAAGACGCGAGUGAUCCAGGAGCACGGCGGGCGGGCCGUGAUCAUCGCUGACAACGCCUACGACAACGACAGCUUCUACAUCGAGAUGAUCCAGGACAGCUCCCGGCGCACGGCCGACAUCCCCGCGCUCUUCCUGCUGGGCAGGGACGGGUACAUGAUCAGGCGCUCCCUGGAGCAGCACGGGCUCCCCUGGGCCGUCAUCUCCAUUCCUGUCAACGUCACCAGCAUUCCCACCUACGAAAUGAUGCAGCCCCCUUGGACCUUCUGGUAGCAACAAAAGGCUGUGGCAGAUCGAGGACUUCCUGGUGGAUCCCAGGAUCUUGCCCUAAGGACCAGGUUUGAGGAAAGGAUCCCAACAUGCUCCGGAGAUCCCGCUGGAUUCGGCGACAAGGAGAUCUUUCUGCUGGCACCGGUGUGGCGGAGGGCAAACACCAAUGCCAGGGGGAACCUUGAGCCUGGCACUGAGCUGUGACUGUGUGCGAGGGAGGUGAGGGCCCAGAGCAGGCCAGCCCUCCCCAGAGAACGCUGGACCUUGUGCUGCUGAUUUGGAGGGAUGCAGGGCUGGGGGG